UGUGUCGCAAUAUAAUGCCUGCCACGCGUCAAUCUAAUUUUGCUGCCGGGGCAGCUCCCGCGAAUGAGUGGCACGCGGUAGGGAACGCGGUAUUCACCCGGGGCCCACUCCAGGAAUCAUGCAUUUCUUGCUCAGAUUAAUCUGCUUCCUUUACAUAUGGGGCAUUUUUACUGCUCAGGGACAAAAGAAAGAGGAGUUCACAGAGGAAGUGAAAAUAGAAGUUUUGCAUCGUCCGGAAAACUGUUCUAAGACAAGCAAGAAGGGAGACCUGCUAAAUGCUCAUUAUGACGGUUUCUUGGCAAAAGACGGCUCGAAAUUCUACUGCAGUCGGACACAAAAUGAAGGCCACCCCAAAUGGUUUGUUCUUGGUGUGGGGCAAGUCAUAAAAGGCCUAGACAUUGCCAUGAUGGAUAUGUGCCCUGGAGAGAAGCGGAAAGUGGUUAUACCUCCUUCAUUUGCAUAUGGAAAGGAAGGCUAUGCAGAAGGCAAGAUUCCACCUGAUGCAACACUGAUUUUUGAGAUCGAACUUUACGCUGUGACCAAAGGACCACGGAGUAUUGAGACAUUUAAGCAGAUAGACACGGACAAUGACAAGCAACUCUCUAAAACUGAGAUAUAUCAUUACCUGAAAAGGGACUUUGAAAAAGAUGACCAGCCACGUGACAAGUCAUACCAGAAUGCAGUUUUAGAGGACAUUUUUAAGAAGAACGACCAUGAUGGCGAUGGCUUCAUUUCUCCCAGGGAAUACAAUGUAUACCAACAUGAUGAACUGUAGCAUAUGCUUAUUUCUCAGUUGUCUUAGCUAUUUAAUGUACUUUGUAUAUAAAACAAAGUCACUUUC
Molecule: messenger RNA, 841 nt
Organism: Artibeus jamaicensis (Jamaican fruit-eating bat)
Lineage: Eukaryota; Metazoa; Chordata; Mammalia; Chiroptera; Phyllostomidae
Gene: FKBP7
Product: FKBP prolyl isomerase 7
Exons: 4
Coding region: 119-775 (218 amino acids)
Molecular function (GO): peptidyl-prolyl cis-trans isomerase activity; calcium ion binding
Source: RefSeq, a predicted model, not a curated record